This is a messenger RNA of Lycium barbarum (goji berry), 2109 nucleotides long. RefSeq lists its product as uncharacterized. NCBI's taxonomy places the organism in Eukaryota, Viridiplantae, Streptophyta, Magnoliopsida, Solanales, Solanaceae. The transcript has 6 exons. Bases 1 to 2109 code for a protein of 702 amino acids. The record is from RefSeq and is a predicted model, not a curated record.
AUGGAAACAGCUUUGACAAAUAUUAGUGGCAAGAUAUGGGUAUUUAUUGAUGCAGUGGUUCAGUGGGAAAUAUUGUUGGAUACAAAUCAACAGAUUUCUCUUAAACUUAAAUAUUCUGCUACUGGCAUAAAGAUGAUUGCUACUUUUGUGUAUGCAAAAUGCAGCCCAGUGGAGAGACGUGAACUAUGGGAUAAUAUUUAUUCUCUCGCUAAUGAUAUGAGCCUACCUUGGUUGGUUGGGGGGGGGGGGUUUAAUGUUAUCUUAUCAGAAGAGAAAAAGAUUGGAGGUUUUCCUGUAGAUCCAUCAGAGUGUGAUGACUUUGCAUUCUAUGUUAAUUCUAGUGAACUAUUUGAUAUGGGUUUCAAAGGAAGUCCUUACACUUGGUGGAAUGGAAGAGCUGCUGAAGGGGAUUGCAUUCUAAAAAGACUAGAUAGAAUUCUAGUGAAUAUUCCUUUUCAAAACUCUUUCCCUAAUAUUGAAGUGGAGCAUUUAACCAAAAUUGGAUCAGACCAUUCUCCUAUGGUUUUAUUUUGUGGUGAAGAAGUUGUACCAAUUUCAAAACCAUUCAGGUUUUUAAAUUUUUGGACUCAGUAUGAAAGUUUCCAGGAGGAGAUGAGGAAUGUCAAAAAGGCCCUGUCAAAAUGGAGUAAGGAUACUUAUGAUGAUAUUUUUAAAGAAUUGGAAGUAAGAGAAGAAGUUGUGAAGAUUAAAGAAGGUUUAUUUGAGGAAGAUCCUAGUAUCAUUAAUAGGAUUGAAGGAAAUCAAAGCAACUUGGAUAUUCUGCAGUACUUACCUUCUUUGGUUACCUCAGACCAGAAUAAGGAGUUGUGCAAGCAUCCUUCUAUUGAGAAAGUGAAGCAGGCUGUAUAUGGUUUAAAUGGAGAUAGUGCAGGGGGGCCUGAUGGUUUUUCUGGUAUUUUCUAUCAGAAAUGUUGGGAUACUGUGGGGAAUGAUGUUCAUGAAUUGGUGAUGGCUUUAUUUGUUGGUGCUUAUCUUCCUAAAUCCAUUACUCAUACUAAUUUGGUUUUAAUACGAAAGAAAGUAGAAGUGGAAACAUUUGCAGAUAUGAGGCCCAUAAGUUUGUCAAAUUUCAUCAACAAAGUAAUUUCUAGGGUGAUGCAUGAUAGAUUAGAAGGAUUAUUGCCUACCUUAAUUUCUUAUAAUCAAUCAGAUUUUGUGAAAGGUAGAAGUAUCUUUGAGAAUAUCCUAUUAACUCAGAAAAUUGUUUCAGACAUAAGGAUAGGAGGUAAGCCAGCUACUGUAGUGCUGAAGUUGGACAUGGCUAAAACAUAUGAUAGGUCUAUAGGAUUUUUCAAAUCCAGUAGGGGAGUCAAGCAGGGUGACCCUUUGUCCCCUGCUUUAUUUAUUUUGGCAGCUGAGAUGACACUAUUAUUUUUUGCAUCUGCUGAAUCAGAGUCAUUGCAGAGAAUCAUGAGAAUAUUGAGAAGUUAUGAAGAGGCAUCAGGACAAAUGAUUAACAGAGAAAAAAGUCGUUAUUAUAUGCAUGACAAGGUGUCUUUUAAUCUGAUUCAAGAAGUGGGGAACAUAACAACUUUUUCCAGAGGACAAUUUCCUUUUAAGUAUCUAGGCUGUCCUAUUUUCUAUGCAAGGAGGAAGAAGAUAUUUUAUGCAGAUAUGAUCAAGAAGGAAGGAGGUUUGGGGUUUAGAUCUCUGUUUGAUGUCUCAGGAGCUCUAUUUGCCAAAUUGUGGUGGAGAUUUAGAACUGCUAAUACCUUGUGGUCUAAUUACAUGUGGAAUAAGUACUGUAAAAAAUCUAUUCCAACUGUAAUUCAAUGGAAAUCUGGAUCUCAUGUUUGGAAGACAAUGUUAGAGGCUAGAGAAAUGGUGGAACAGGAAACAUGGUGGCAAACUAAGGGAGGAACGACAAAUAUAUGGCAUGAAUGUUGGACUAAGCUAGGAGUUCUAUAUCAUACUGUCCUUGCUGAUUUUCCUAUUAAUGAACACAUUGAAGAAGUGGCUGAUUUAAUAGUGGAUGGAGAGUGGAAUGAUCAACUUUUACAACAAAAUUUUCCUGAGGAUAUUGCAGAACAGAUUAGAAGGGAAAUUCAAUUUGAAGAAUUAGAAGGGAAUUGGGACAAACCAUGGUAG